AUGGUGGAAAUGAUCCUUCGCACUAUGCCCCUUCCAAGUACAGCGGUCACUGUCAACGCCGCUUGUCGCGAUUCAGUCGCUCAAGACACAAUCGCCUUUUUCAGUAGCGCCCCACUCACUUUAGAUACCAAUGUCACCGAUUCUGUAGCCUGUGCGUCAAAAUGCGAGACUCUCAACGGCUGCGAAUCCUGGCUUUUCAACACCGGUGGCUGGUAUGACCUGUUCCGCAAUUCCGCCGUGGCCACUGCUUCGAGCCCGCACUUUGUCUUUGGGGGGUGCGCGAAAGACAGUCCUCGUUCGUCUGUUGUUGUUUCAAGCAUUGCUUCUGCUACACCUAUCGUUGCGAAUCUGCAUGGAAAAAGACAUCUCGAAGCUCACAAGAAGCAUGGGCAUUCAUUCCACAGCCACUAG
Molecule: messenger RNA, 411 nt
Organism: Penicillium roqueforti
Lineage: Eukaryota; Fungi; Ascomycota; Eurotiomycetes; Eurotiales; Aspergillaceae
Exons: 3
Coding region: 1-411 (136 amino acids)
Source: RefSeq, a predicted model, not a curated record